Daphnia pulicaria is the source of this 1571-nucleotide messenger RNA. RefSeq names its product E3 ubiquitin-protein ligase RMND5A-like. NCBI's taxonomy places the organism in Eukaryota, Metazoa, Arthropoda, Branchiopoda, Diplostraca, Daphniidae. The coding region runs from base 169 to 1344 and encodes 391 amino acids. The transcript is spliced from 7 exons. The record is from RefSeq and is a predicted model, not a curated record. Gene Ontology annotation, molecular function: ubiquitin protein ligase activity; protein binding. Gene Ontology annotation, biological process: proteasome-mediated ubiquitin-dependent protein catabolic process. Gene Ontology annotation, cellular component: cytoplasm; nucleus; GID complex.
UAAGAAAACGUGUGGUGACAGGCAGUAAAGUUUAAAACAACUAAGAGGAAAGUCCAAGGGUUAACAAACGUCGUCGCCUUUUUGAAAAGGCGACAUCCUCUUUGUUAGUCUGCUGGCCGAGUGCAAGAAGUAAACAUCAAACCAUUUGGCAAAAAUAAACAACGGAAAAUGGAAGUGCUUGAGGCAUGCAAUAAUGUUGGCCAACAAAUUGAUGCAGCACUCAGUAAUUUCGCUACUACCUAUAAAGAAGGGGAAAGAAAGAUUGAAGAAGCGACUGAGAUUUUACUAUCAAUCAAACGUGAUUUUGAACAAAAGCAAGAGGUUAAUGCCAAAGAAUCUCAACUUGGAGUAUCAAGAGUCAAAGAGUGCCUUUCCCAGCUGAGUAAACAACAUAAAAGGAUACAGAAAUCUCUUUCAAACAUUGAAAAAAAGAUUGAAGCAAACUUUCAGCGAGGGUGUGGAGUAUCAAUUUUCCCUCCAAUAUUGCCAGACUCUGAAAAAUUACUGAACCAAGCCAUUUGCCUCCACUUACUAAGAAAUGGAUUUGUAGAAUCAGGAGUUGAGUUCUCAAGGGAAUCUGGACUGGAAAGAGAUGACCGUAUUCAAGAGGCCUGUAAGCUCACAGAAAUCCAGGGAAAGCUCAAGGAGAAUCAUUUAGAUGCAGCUAUAGCAUGGGCUCAGGGCCACCAUCAAGAACUGUUAGAAAAGAACAGUGAUCUGGAAUUUAAGUUGCACCAAAUGAAAUUCAUUCAAAUUCUGUCCCAAGGAUCUCAGUGGCAAAAUGAAGCUAUUGCUUACGCAAAGAACCAUUUCCCAUUGUUCUCCGAUCGUCAUAAAACAGAAAUAGCCAAAGUGAUGGGCAUUCUCCCCUUCAUCAAACGUGGAGUUCACAAUUCACCCUACGGACAUUUUUUCGAUCCUGUUCUUUGGACCGAAAUUAAUCAACUCUUCAACCGGACAGCAGCUGAAGUUCUUGGCUUUAGUGUCGAAAGUCCCUUGUCAACUUCUAUUAAUGUUGGAGUGAUGGCUUUACCGGUAUUCGAGAAAUUUCAGAAAACCAUGGCUGAAAUGAAGAUCCAGUGGGAUAUUACAUCUGAUACUGAAAUGCCAAUUGAAAUUGACACUGACGGACGGAAUUAUCAUUCGGUAUUUUCUUGUCCUAUCCUCAAGCAACAAUCUUCUCCUUCCAAUCCCCCAAUGAGACUCCCCUGUGGCCAUGCCAUGUCACUUGAUGCAAUUAAACAAACACUGGCUUAUUAUAGUGGCAGCUUUAGGGGAUCGGCGAAAUGUCCAUAUUGCAAAAUGUUGUUCGAAAAAUCUCAAGUUACUGAAUUGCACUUUUAAACCCAGCUCGUUUCUGAUUUCAUAUUGGUCUCUUUCUGAUCGUUUUUGUCGGGCUUUUUAUCAAUCAAACAUUUAAUUUCAAUCAACGGCCGUUUUGAAGUUGAUUUAACAUGCAAUGAAGUAACUGGAAAUGUUUUCCCAAUCUCACUUGAUGUUUCCUAAUAAUUCAAUCAGAGCGUACUAUGGAUGCCCCCGAUCAUUACGCUAUUUGCCUAUUUUGUAUGCAG